Molecule: messenger RNA, 363 nt
Organism: Laccaria bicolor S238N-H82
Lineage: Eukaryota; Fungi; Basidiomycota; Agaricomycetes; Agaricales; Hydnangiaceae
Exons: 3
Coding region: 1-363 (120 amino acids)
Source: RefSeq, a predicted model, not a curated record
AUGUUCGAUACAUGUGAACUUUCGUAUAAACAGUUGUCACUGGAUCUGGUCCUGCAGAUGCUUGGCCAGAGGAGACUCCCAAGGCUCCCAAACUUCCUACAACGAGCCAGCCACUUUUUCUUCCAACCACAUCUUGCCCUGCCAUCAGUGCAAUGUAACCAGCUUCACUGGCCUCAGCUUCAACUCCUCCAGCUUGUGUUUCACCUGUAUUUACUGCUUCACGAGCUUCGCCUCCACCUUGUAGCCAAUGGUGCUAUCACCAAAUGCCUGAUGUGGUAUGCAAAUGGUCAUUCUGGGGCCCAGGCAUGCCACGUUGUCAACAACUUUCAAAUCGACGAUGCCCAUGACGCCGGGACCCCAUAA